Molecule: messenger RNA, 636 nt
Organism: Chilo suppressalis (striped riceborer)
Lineage: Eukaryota; Metazoa; Arthropoda; Insecta; Lepidoptera; Crambidae
Source: the annotation of a GenBank genome assembly
GCGAGUAAAUGGCCAGUCCGCUCAGUUGCGAAGUGCAUAUCUGUAUCGAUUGCCGCGUCGAUUUAAAUUUUGAAUUUGGAAUAUUUGUUUUUUUUUCUUUUGUAUGUGAAUGUGAGCUGUGUUUUUUUUUUGUAAAAGCUUUCAUACUUUUUGGAUUGGUUCCUGUUUCUUUUGUUACGAAACGCAUUUCACAAUGCCUCCCGCCAAAGACUUCAACACCAAGCACCAAUUCGUACGAUCAUUCUCCCACAAUGAGCCCACUAUGCAAGCCAGAGUGUACCAUCCAGCAACAAACCUCAUGCCUCCUACACCACCGCUCUCUCCCACGGGAAUGGCCCCUGCGUUCCCAGCACACCCGAGAGCCAACGGCCACAGUUGGGGCAAGCCAUCGAGCCAAAACGGCGGGAAAUACUCUUGACUACAAAAUGGCCGAACGUCAAAAUUGUGGAUAAACAUUGGUAUUGGCACGACGCAUUUUGAACAUCGCGGCUAUGGUAUAAAGUAUUUUGGCCACCGAAAAAGAAGGAAGAAAAAAUAAUUUUAGAAAUUAAGACUACGGCAUCAUUUGACGUGCAUGCAGAGUAAAUUUAGUUUUUUAUAGUAGCUUUUAGUUUAAAUGUAAUAUUUGUAAAAGAC